UCGGCAUUUACCCCCGCAUUAGCUAUUAGAAUCAAACAAUUGAUCUAAUUACACACAUAGUUUAUAAAUAACUAUCAGUGAUAAUGCGGACGUUGUGACAAUUGAUAAGGUAGUAAGAUUAAUAACGUGUCAAUCACAUAGAACAUAUACAGAGACUUUCUCUCAAAUCCUCUGCACUUUAACGAGGCAUAUAUCUCUUACUCAUAUCAGAGCUCGUAAUGCCCUUUUUUACAUCGCCGAAAAGGAAAGCAGUAAAAAACUAGCCGAUGAUAUCAUAAUCAUGAUAAAUGACUUACUUAAGAAUGUCACUAUUAGGAUCAUUUCUAGUAUAUAACAAACGUGACGGUCCGUAUCCACCCUUGUCCGUUCCGAUCGCAGUUAUUAGUGCAUUAUAGUUCGCGAUUGUUUAUGCAUUCUGAUAUUUAAAGGUGAUAGUGAGGAACUCAUGACAUUGGAGACGUCAAAAAAAUUUGAACAACAAUUUGAUCCUCAUCGUUCAAAAGAAGAUUAACAAAUUGUACUCCAAGUUAUGAAGUUUAGAAGAUUGAUUUGUACCUAAAUCAUCAAUGACGUAACAUCUUAAGCUUUAGCAAAAAAAAAGCUGGUGGUGACGACAAUCGUGAUAAUCAGCGACUUAAAAAGGAAAUCAGGCCCCUUGUACCCUUAAACAUAAACAACUAUGAUCUCCUCAAAGCCACAACAAGGCCAAGCCGAAUCAAGAUUCAGACGUCCAUCUGUUAACAACCUUGAAAAGUCACUUGCAGAAAUUCUCAAAGAUCAACAAGCAUCAAAAGAAUCAGGUGAACGUCGCGUAAAGCCACUUCCAAAACCAGAAGACAUUAAGCUCAUCUUGUCAGACGUUGAUGGAACACUUCUCGACGAUGAUCACGAUGUUCACCCACGUACCUCAGAAGGUAUUCGUUACAUCAGAAAGAACUUCCCUCACAUCCCAUUCAUUCCUAUCACUGGUAAACAACGUGUUUCAUGUGAACACGUCGCCAAGUGUUGUGGUUUAGAGGACAUGCCUUCAGGUUGUUGCCACGGUUCUAUUAUCUACAACAAUGAAGGUAAACUUGAAUCACAAGUUGGAAUUAAGCCAGAAGUUGUUGUCAAGGUUACUGAAGAACUCAUUAAGGAAAACAAGUCAGUUUUCAUUUACGAACAUGACUCAGUUCACUGUGUAGCCCUUGAGGAACACCCAAGUCUCAACUUCUACGAAAUUACUCGCGGUUAUGAUCCAAGUAUCUCAGACAAGCGUGGUACCGACUACUUGGAAAGAGUUGCAAAGGGUGAAGUUGUUGUAACCAAGAUGUUCCUUCCUAUGGAAGUAUCAGUUGUUCCUGGCCAAAUGGACCACUUGAACUCUAUCUUUAAGAACGGUGAAGACUACAGAAUGACACGUGCACUCAAGGACAUUAUCGAGUUGAUCCCAGCCGGUAUUGACAAGAGUGUCGCACUCGCACACUUCGCAAAGGUAUACAACGUCGACCCAAUCAACAUCAUGACCUUCGGUGAUGGUGAAAACGAUGUCGGUAUGUUCAGAGCAUCUGGUAUGUCUGUAUCCAUGGGCAAUGCUAUGCCAAUGCCAGCACAAAACAGUGACUUCUCAACUGUCACAAACAACGAGGGUGGUGUUGGUAGAUUCCUUGAUGCCUGCUUCAGACCAACCUACAACCCUGAAAACUCCGGCACAGACUCUGGAUACGCUUCAGCUGCAUAGAACCGAUACCAGCAUAGUUAUUUUUAUCAUUUCAACUCGUAUAUUAAGCAUUACUCUUGUUUUCAACUCCCGCUUUCAUAAAUAAUCAAUUAGUCAUUUAUUA
This is a messenger RNA of Wallemia mellicola CBS 633.66, 1823 nucleotides long. Its product is annotated as HAD-like protein. Gene Ontology annotation, cellular component: cytosol. The record is from RefSeq and is a predicted model, not a curated record. The transcript is spliced from 3 exons. The coding region runs from base 680 to 1720 and encodes 346 amino acids. NCBI's taxonomy places the organism in Eukaryota, Fungi, Basidiomycota, Wallemiomycetes, Wallemiales, Wallemiaceae. Gene Ontology annotation, molecular function: phosphatase activity; magnesium ion binding.